Messenger RNA from Hemiscyllium ocellatum (epaulette shark), 1158 nucleotides. RefSeq names its product BAF chromatin remodeling complex subunit BCL7A (gene bcl7a). NCBI's taxonomy places the organism in Eukaryota, Metazoa, Chordata, Chondrichthyes, Orectolobiformes, Hemiscylliidae. The coding region runs from base 67 to 705 and encodes 212 amino acids. The transcript is spliced from 6 exons. The record is from RefSeq and is a predicted model, not a curated record.
GGGAGACAGAGAGAGGUUGUUUCGCUCGCUUUGUGCUGGCGGCGCUCGGCCUUUCCACAAUUCACCAUGUCCGGCAGGUCGGUGCGGGCCGAGACCAGGAGCAGGGCCAAGGAUGACAUCAAACGGGUUAUGGCAGCUAUCGAAAAAGUACGGAAAUGGGAGAAGAAAUGGGUAACUGUUGGUGAUACAUCACUAAGAAUCUACAAGUGGGUGCCUGUAACAGAACCUAAAGUUGAUGAUAAGAACAAGAAUAAAAAAAAGGGGAAAGAUGAUAAAUGUGGCUCUGAAGUGACAACUCCAGAAAACAGUUCCUCGCCAGGCAUGAUGGAUAUUCAAGAUGAGAACAGUAAUCAGAGUUCCAUAGCAGAUGCUUCUCCAAUGAAGCAGGAGAACAGCAGCAAUCCAAGUCCUGCGCCAGAGCAGAAUUUAAUAAUCCAACCAGAGGGUGCUGAAACUGGGACUGAGGAGGUUCAGCCCCCUAUCAAAGAACGGCCCAGCUCUGACGACACAUCACCACCAGCAGAGCCAAAUUCCCAAACUCCCCCAGAAUUAUCUCCAACUGAUUUAGAGAAAUCAGAUAUGCAGCCAUUGGGAGUGAAAGAGAACACAGAGACUACCAAAGAUACUCAGGAAUCUGAAGAUGGGGAACCACUUCCAAAAAAGAUCAGAACAGAAACCUCUCAGCAGAGUGCUGAGGAGAGUUAGGCUGUCCAGAAACUCUGGGGUCACUUUCCAUGAAAAGGUACAUCAACAGGCCUCAAUUCAGACCGACCUUCUAGAAACUUUCACACAUUAUUGAACAUGGAGGAACCACUGACCACAAACGAUUGUUGGGUCAUAAUCCAAGAAAAUUUGGGAAGACUGGACAGACAUGAUGCUGACUAAUUUCUCCUGUGAAUACACAUUCUAGUGAUUUAUAUAUUUAAAUUACUUUCACUGUUAAAGUUGGGUGGGGUGGGUAGAAGAAAUGGACUCAGGAGGGUUUACGCACUGGUAGUUUAUAAAACUUGUCAAGAUCACAUGUUUUUUGCUGCUGUAUUUCAUUUCUUUUAUUUAUGUUGUAAAAUAUUUAAUGAUGGUACAGGUCAGAAUUAGUAUACAUGUGAAAUCCAUUAUUCAUGCCAUUUUAAUUCCAUUUUUUGUGCCUGUUUUUUUAAA